UGCCGUCGAAACUAAAUGGUAGGGGCAGAAAUCAAAAACAUGUUUAUGUCAUCCACUACACAUUGUGCAAGUGCAACCAAAACUCCACCCAAUCAAUCAUCAAGUAGUCCUGGUCAACCACCACUGACUCUCACUAGUAGCACAAGACCAAUGGCCGCCGGCGAGUCCACCACCACUUCCACAAACCUAGGGACCAAACCAAAGAAAAUAAUCAUACAAAACAAUUACGGUGAAAAACUCGUGGGCUUGUUACAUGAAACCGGGUCCAAAGAGAUUGUAAUCUUGUGCCAUGGCCUCCAAGGCACAAAGGAAUACAGUAUGAUGGCAGAGCUCUCUUUUGCGUUGGAGAAACAAGGGAUUAGUGCCUUCCGCUUCGAUUUUUCAGGAAAUGGGGAAAGUGAAGGCUCAUUCGGUUUUGCUAACUACCGUAAGGAGGUUGAUGACUUACAUGCAGUAAUUCAACGUUUCACUGCAGCAAAUCGUGUUGUUAGUGCUAUCAUUGGACACAGUAAAGGCGGGAAUGCGGUGGUCUUAUACGCAUCCUUACAUCACGAUAUACCAAUAGUCGUCAAUGUUUCUGGCCGUUAUAAGAUGGAUCGGGGCAUUGAGAAGCUUUUGGGAAAUGAUUAUUUGGAAAGAGUGAAAAAAGAUGGCUUUAUCGACAUCAAAUCCCAAGCAGGAAAAGUUUUAUUUCGUGUGACCGAAGAAAGCCUGAUGGAACGACUGAACACAGACAUGCAUGAGGCGGGACCUAAAGUUGACCGAGAUUGCAAAGUGUUGACCGUUCAUGGAUCGGCUGAUGAAGUCAUUCCAGUUGAAGAUGCUUUGGCGUUUGCCAAGAUUAUACCGAACCAUGAGUUGCGAAUCAUUGAAGGUGCUAACCAUGAUUACAGCGACCACAGAGACGAAUUAGUUCCCAUUGUUUUGGAUUUCAUAAAGGCCAAUGUGCAUAGGGUUCUUUGAACCAAAGCAUAUGAAUAUGGAGCAAGAUAUGUUUAUUGAUGUAUGAAGAACCACAUUUACUUUCCCCUUUUUAUCUAUGUAUUGUUACACAUGUAUUACUAAACUUUUAAAGAUUUAAUCUUUGAUCUACAACA
This is a messenger RNA of Helianthus annuus (common sunflower), 1097 nucleotides long. RefSeq names its product non-heme chloroperoxidase. The coding region runs from base 16 to 963 and encodes 315 amino acids. The record is from RefSeq and is a predicted model, not a curated record. Lineage: Eukaryota; Viridiplantae; Streptophyta; Magnoliopsida; Asterales; Asteraceae. The transcript is spliced from 6 exons.